AUGAUUUACACACCUGCGAGUAUUUUGGGUUUGAAAUGGAUAGAGAAUUGAAUGAAUAUCGAAAUACAAAAAAACAUCUUUUUUGUUCGAUUAAAACGACAAGGUCCUCAAAAUUCCAAUCUCAAAUGGCAAGACGUAAAUGCCGCCAAUUUUUUUAUUUUUUUGAGGUUCUUCUGUUGAUAGGUUGAAACUUUCAUAAAAAUAUAUCCAGGCGGUCAAAAAAUUCAACCCUUUUAACAAUGCCAGUUAAAAAAAAGAAAACUUGACAAAAGUUAACAAAAUUUGAAUUUUUUAAAAACUAACCUAAAAUUAGGAGACAACUUUUCAAACAAGAGCUCAAUUUUUUUUUCUCCACGUCUUUAGCGACAAAAAUUGAAAGCCGAAAUCGUUAGAAUAUUACCGCAUGACGUUUUUUUUCUCAUCAGAAAUGAAAAAAAAAAAAAAAGGCACAUGUUACACUUCUUCAGUUUUUUUAGAGAUAUAUUCUGCCGAACGAAUACAUAUAGAGUUGUUUGUCGGUUCGCGAAAGUGGCGUUUAUCAAGAACGGGCUUUAAAUCAUCGCGCCUUUUUUUGUGAUAGUAACAGCCGAAUGUUGAGCGUCUCAACGAUCAGCUGCUUCUCCAAAAAAUAAUUAAAAGAGUUCAAAUAAUCUUCUGAUAGCUUUCGAGCCUGCGCACGGCGGAGCGGAUUCGUCAUUGCUGCAGAAGCAGUACAUCGAGAAAAGGAGGGGAGCCAUGGGAGAGCAACCGCGACGUCUUCUGCUCGAUCGAUGGCAACCAGCGGCGUAUUGCUCUCUAUCGGAGCCGCCGCCGCCGCCUCAAUGGCUCACCCUCCCUCUGCCCAAUCUGUGGCCUAACCUCUCCGUCCGCCUAUGA
This is a messenger RNA of Caenorhabditis auriculariae, 876 nucleotides long. Lineage: Eukaryota; Metazoa; Nematoda; Chromadorea; Rhabditida; Rhabditidae. The record is from the annotation of a GenBank genome assembly.